AGCAAGAAAACAAGUGGCCGCUUCAUUCUUUUGUGGUACAAUAAAAAACCACUCGCAUAAAAUAAAAUGAAACUUACUCACUUGCUCUUUUUUUCUUACUUUUUCCAGCUCUGAUAUGCAUCUUAGAUUGUGCCAAAUUCAUGGGAAUUUGGUACUGAUUUGGCUAAGACGGCUCUAUACAGGAGGAAGCUUCACUGCCUAGAAUACUGACCUGAGUCCAGGAUCAGUUAUAAAGAACUUUACCCCACAAAUAUUUAACGUGUCGCUUCUCCUAUUGGCUUGAUUUGAUAUUAUUAUAACUUAUCUGAUAUUUCCAUUUCUAUGUGCUUUGCCUCUCCUUCUAGACUCUCCCCCCAAAAGAAACCAUGUCCUCAAGUGGAUACGGGACAAUCAAUUGCUGCUCUCUUUCUCUCACUCUCUCCCCUGUUUUCUUUCCUCCCAAACGACCGUUUUUAUCCCCACAAAUCCCAAACUUUUUCUGGCCAUAUCUCCAUUCAUUUCCCUGGGAAAGCCCACUUCUUUUAGUGAACCAAAUGACCUUUCUUAAUGGUCAGGAAAAUGCUUCCUUUGCCUAAUUAGAGAGAGAACCAUACCGGACACAUGGAAGAGCAAGCUGAGAUGGAGAAUCUACGCAUCAGCUAUAAGAAUGGUUCGAGGAAUAUCAUCUUUGGCAAGUACGAGAUGGGGAGGGUUUUAGGCCAAGGCACCUUUGCCAAGGUCUUUUACGGGAAAAACAUGUCAACCCAAGAAAGUGUAGCCAUCAAAGUUAUAAAAAAAGACCAAGUCAAGAAAGAAGGUUUAAUGGAGCAAAUAAAGAGAGAAAUUGCAAUCAUGAGGUUGGUACGUCACCCCAAUGUUGUUGAGUUAAAAGAAGUUAUGGCAACCAAAGCAAGAAUCUUUUUUGUAAUGGAAUAUGUCAAAGGAGGUGAAUUGUUUGCUAAGGUAGCUAAAGGAAAGCUAAAGGAGGAUUCAGCAAGGAAAUACUUUCAGCAAUUGGUUAGUUCAGUAGACUUUUGUCAUAGUCGUGGCGUGUUCCAUCGUGAUUUGAAGCCAGAGAAUUUGCUCUUGGACGAGAAUGAGAACGUGAAAGUCACUGAUUUUGGCCUCUCUGCUUUGCCUGAACAGCUUCGCAAUGAUGGUUUGCUGCACACACAAUGUGGGACUCCAGCUUAUGUUGCGCCAGAGGUUUUGAGGAAGAAAGGGUACGAUGGAGCAAAAGCUGACAUUUGGUCUUGUGGGGUUAUUCUGUUUGUUUUGCUGACAGGGUAUUUGCCUUUCCAAGCUGAAAAUGUUAUGAAGAUGUACAGGAAAAUUUUCAAGGCAGAAUACGAGUGCCCGCCCUGGAUUUCAAACGACGCAAGGAGACUAAUUUCGAAGCUGCUUGUUGCCAAUCCUGAAAAGAGGAUUACAAUUCCAGGGAUCACGAGAAAUCCCUGGUUCCGAAAGGGUUUUACAAAACCUGUUACGGUUUCAGUUGAAGAGUCAUCGGUAGAAAACGUCGAGAAGGAUGAGAUCGAAAGCAAUGGAGAGCUGGAAAUGGUAACAACAAAAUCAUCACCUUCUUUCUACAACGCGUUUGAAUUGAUAUCAUCAAUGUCAUCAGGAUUUGAUUUGUCAAAUUUGUUCGAGAAUAAAAGGAAACCAGCUUCUUUAUUCACUUCAAAAUGCUCAGCUUCAGCAAUCCUGUCAAGGCUUGAAUCUAUGGGUAAGAAGUUGAAUUUUAGUGUGUCAUGUAUGAAGGAUUUCAAGGUUAAAAUGCAAGGGAAAGUGGAGGGAAGGAAAGGGAAAUUAGCAGUGACUGCGGAGGUUUUCGAGGUGGUGCCGGAGGUAGCGGUGGUGGAGUUCUCGAAGUCAGCCGGUGACACUCUUGAGUACAACAAGUUCUGUGAGGAGGAUUUGAGGCCAGCCCUUAAAGACAUAGUUUGGAGUUGGCAAGGCGAAAAUAACUAUCAGUAACUGUUAAGGGCUGCAGCUACGGUCUCCACCUACAUGGGAACCAUUUUCCUCUUGUCAUUUUAAUGGCUAAUAAUUGUGCCUCUAUAAGCCAGAUUUUGUUGUUAGAUCCUACACAUGACAUAUCUCUCAACCAACUUUUUGUAAAUAUUGCUAUAUGUAUUGUAUUGCAAGGGUUGAGGUUUUAAUGAUUUUGAAUUCAAUUUCAUUAUCAUUAAAUUAAUAUAUAUCGAGACAUAAUCAAAUGAAAUAUGUACAUAAAAUCUAUGUAAAUAAUUAAUUAGUUAUUAAAAAAAAAUUUGUAACUUGGAUGAGUGAGGAAUGGUAGUUCCAUUAGCUUUAAUCUAAUUUAUGUGGUGAUGGGUUGAAUUAUGCGAUGAGUAGUGGUGGCUAUGGGGCCUAAAAGGUUAAUGCUCGAUCAUAAACUUUACCUUGUUUCAUUUCCUAGUUUGUUGAUAGGAAAGGACAAUUAGCUUUAAGCAAAAGGAAGGACAAUUUGGUUCUAUCAGGAAACAGUGCUUGCUGAUGCUGGAUGAAUCACUUUCGACUCAUGCACCCUUCCAUGACAAAUACUAUCA
Molecule: messenger RNA, 2531 nt
Organism: Durio zibethinus
Lineage: Eukaryota; Viridiplantae; Streptophyta; Magnoliopsida; Malvales; Malvaceae
Source: RefSeq, a predicted model, not a curated record